Paramecium sonneborni is the source of this 840-nucleotide messenger RNA. Lineage: Eukaryota; Ciliophora; Oligohymenophorea; Peniculida; Parameciidae. The record is from the annotation of a GenBank genome assembly.
AGGUCAUAUGAAUAGUUACCUUUUGUAAGUUUAUUGUUGAUUUUAAUAAGUGGUUGGAAGAAUGAAGAUUUUAGUUAAGCUAAUUCAUAUUUGAAAAAGUAUUCAUUUAAUAUAUUAUGAAUUUAGAAUAGAUUAAACAAUAAAGAGAAAAAAUAAACCUCCUCAAAUAAAUAAAAUAUAAGAAUAGGGAUAAACAACAAAUGAUGUGAAUGUUAAUUUAGAUAAAAAAGUUGAUGAUUAAUAAGUAUGAUUAUUAGUUCUUAGAUUUAAUAAGGUGGAAAGACGAAACAAUUAUUAAGGAAACUAUCGUAGAUAUAAUAAUAAUUCUUCAUAUAGAAGAUUUGAUAAGAGAGUUAAACGUGAUUAUGAUAGAAGUCAAAAAAAUGAUAGGAAUGAUGAAUAUGAUCGAAAUGAUAAAAAUGAAAGAAAUGAUAAAAAUGAUAGGAAUGAUAGGAAUGAAAGAAAUGAUAGGAAUUAAAGAAACGAUAGAAAUGAUAGGAAUGAUAGGAAUGAUAGGAAUGAUAGAAAUGAUAGGAAUGAUAGGAAUGAUAGGAAUGAUAGGAAUUAUAGUUUCAAUAGAGACAAAUAUAGAAACAGAUUUAAUGAUCGAGAUAGAAAUAACAGAGAUAGAGAUCAAAAAGGGGAUGAAAAAAGUAAAUUUUAUAAAUUAAAAUAUAAGAUUAAAGAAAUUAUUAAUAUCAUGCAAAGUGGACACAUGAUUGCUUUGAAAAGGAUAAAGAUUAGAGUCCAAAUAAUAAUGUAUAUACUAUUUUUUAUUUAAACUAUUAGCAAGUCAAGCCAAGAGGUUCCCCAAUAUACAAAUGAAUAAGAUAAAUAUGC